AUGGGAGAGCAAAUGGAGAAGAAGUUCACUUGGGUUUCACAAAACCUAUCCUAUUGUCAAAGCAACAAGUGCUUCUCUCGCCCUUUCUCUCUCGCCGGCUGCAACUGGUACCUCUCUGCUUCUCCCUCUGAUUAUGAUAAAGGAGACUACUUGUGCCUGAAUCUAGAACUUGAGCCUGAAUCUUUGACUCGAGGAUGGAGCAGAGACGUGAAAUUUACCUUCACUCUUGUGAACAAGGGUUGGCGUUAUACUAACAAAACAUUAGGAAUGCAGCGCUGUUUCGAUGCAAAGAAUAAUGUUCAUGGUUUUGAAGAGUUCUUGCCCCUUUCGAAACUUUGGGACACACGUGAAAGAUUUAUGGUGAAUUACAGACUCAUUGUCAUCGCUGAGAUACAUGUUUUACCAGCUAUUGCUGUAACAAAUGAACCCGUGAAGUCGAUUACUGAACCUCUUAACUGCAAAGUAGAAAACCAGCCUGUUGCUAAUGCAUCUGCCAUCAGACCUCAGGGAGACUCUUCAUGUCAAGUGGUGCAAACAGUUGAGACUGUGUCUAAAGAGAAUUUACAUGUUAAUGAUGUGGUUGCUAAUGAUGAUUCAGCUGGCGAGGGUUCAGAUGAUGAUGAUGACACGUCUGAAGAAGCCUCAGAUGGUGGUGAUUCAUCAGAAGAGAAGCUAGAUGAUGAUUAUGAUGAAGAUGGUCCUUUAAGCCGAUCAAAUGCGUUGGAGGACGUUUCUCCUACAAUGGGAAACCAUGUUGUAAGUUGUAACGGUUUGGCAGCUGAGGCUGAGGUUUCCAACGCACCUAAAGAAGAUAUUGGUGAUGAGGCUUCAUCUCUUGUUUCGAAUGAUAGUGCUAGAAACGAAAAUAGUGGCGGUAGGGGGUUUAACAAUGUGGUAUCUGUUACUGAGACCGGUAGUAGUGUGCUUAAGGAGAUUCAACCAGUAAAGGAAACAACAGAUGUCAAUGGCUUUGAGGUUUUUUCUUCUCAGGUAGAGUUAGUGAGCUAUAUAUUCAAAAGACACCCAGACAUAGCAUUAGGCUUCCGUCCAAAGAACCAAGAGAUCAGAAGAGCUUACAUGAAUGAACUCCUUAGCCUCAUUGAGACGCUGUGUCAGUCACCAGAGAAGCUCUCCGAGGAUGAUCUAAGGAAUGCUGAUGACACGCUGGCUGAUCUGGUUGAUGUCGGAUUUAAAUUAGAUUGGCUGAAGAUAAAGCUGAAUGAGGUCACUGAGAAGAAGAUGGAACAGGGUAGUGAGGCAAGGUUAAAAGCAGUGGAUGAAGAGUUGCAGAAGCUGAAACUGAUGUUCUUGGAUCUCGAAACUCAGGUACAGAUGGAAAAGGCGGAGGCUUUGGCUGCAAGAGCUCCUCUCUCAUUCAACGAUGUUGUUUACUGA
Molecule: messenger RNA, 1395 nt
Organism: Eruca vesicaria subsp. sativa (arugula)
Lineage: Eukaryota; Viridiplantae; Streptophyta; Magnoliopsida; Brassicales; Brassicaceae
Source: the annotation of a GenBank genome assembly